Messenger RNA from Rosa chinensis, 1545 nucleotides. RefSeq lists its product as uncharacterized. Lineage: Eukaryota; Viridiplantae; Streptophyta; Magnoliopsida; Rosales; Rosaceae. The record is from RefSeq and is a predicted model, not a curated record. The transcript has a single exon. The coding region runs from base 1 to 1545 and encodes 514 amino acids.
AUGGAUAGAACAUGGAUGGUUGCGGAUAGGAGAUCUCGUCAAUAUAAAUUAGGGGUGACACAGUUCUGUAAAUUUGCCUUGGAAAAUGCUAGAGACCUUAACCAUAUUCCCUGUCCUUGUACAAAUUGUGGAAAUGUUGACUACUUUUCCGCUGCUGUGAUAAGGGACCAUCUAUUUGUGAAUGGAAUUGAUGCUAGUUAUGAUAGAUGGAAUGAGCAUGGGGAGGCCUUAUUAGACUUAGGAAUAGAGGAAUAUACUGAUGACGCAGAAGCAGGUUCAGAUUCACACAGUUCUUACUCUGUGAAUGGCAAUGAGAUACCUGAAUAUGAAGCAAGGUUGGGUAGUGACUCAGAGAUGGAAAGUGAUGAGUGUAAUGAGUUUAGACAAUUUGUCGAUGACGCCAAUAAACCGUUAUAUCCCGGUUGUGAUAGUCACACAAGGUUGAAUGUUCUAGUAAGACUUUAUAACUUAAAAGCAAAGCACGGUAUGAGUGAUAUUGCUUUCUCUGAGUGGUUGGUUGCCUCUGCGGAGUUUCUUCCAGUAGGCAAUGAGAUACCUGCCUUUGUCUAUGAGGCAAAGAAGACCUUGAGUUCUCUAGGAAUGGAUUACACUAAAAUUCAUGCCUGCCCGAAUGAUUGUAUUCUGUAUAGAAAAGAGUAUGUUGAUGCAACUGAGUGCCCUAGAUGUGGUAUUUCAAGAUGGAAAAUAGGCAAAAACUCCAAAGAGAGGGAAGGUGUACCUGCGAAGGUACUUUGGUACUUUCCCCCUAUUCCUAGGUUCAAAAAAAUGUUUCAGUCAAAGGAUACAUGUAAGAGUCUGACUUGGCAUGCUACUGACAGAAAACGUGAUGGCUUGAUGCGUCAUCCGGCCAAUGCAGCUUCGCGGAAGUUAGUAGAUGAUAAAUGGCCAGACUUUGGUUCUGACCCUAGAAACCUGAGACUUGCAUUGUCAUCAGAUGGGUUCAAUCCUCACAGUUCAUUAAGCAGCAAGUACAGUUGUUGGCCUGUUAUUCUAGUUGCAUAUAAUCUGCCUGCAUGGCUCAUAAUGAAAAGGAAACACAUGUUGUUGACUUUAUUGAUUUCUGGGCCUAAACAACCAGGAAAUGAUAUCGAUGUCUACUUGGAACCUUUGAUAGAUGACUUAAAACUGUUAUGGGAAGGAGUUAAUGGAGUCUAUGACGCAAGACAAAGUGAAUACUUUACUCUUAGGGGUUUAUUAUUCUGGACAAUGAACGAUUUUCCAGCUUAUGGUAAUCUUUCUAGGAGUAUAGUUAAGGGGUAUAAUGCAUGCCCUAUUUGCCUUGAAAAAACAAAACCAAAAAGACUAGUGAAUGGAGGGAAAAUGGCCUACAUCGUGCAUAUGAGGUUUUUAGGAAGAAACCAUCCUUAUCGAAGGCAAAAGGCUGCUUUCAACAACCUUCCAGAACAUUCUUCCCCUCCUGUUCCUUUGAGUGGUGAAGAAGUAUUGCAAAGAGUGGAGCAGGAAGUUCCAAAGUGGCCUUUUGGGAAAAAAAAAUCCCCCUCCUCCUUAUAUGGGUGGGGAUGA